Messenger RNA from Astrephomene gubernaculifera, 1626 nucleotides. The record is from the annotation of a GenBank genome assembly. NCBI's taxonomy places the organism in Eukaryota, Viridiplantae, Chlorophyta, Chlorophyceae, Chlamydomonadales, Astrephomenaceae.
GUUGCAACGAUUAGAUUCGCAACUAAAAAGGCUACCCUCUUACUAUAUCACUUUGGCUGGUUUCGGCACUGCAGGGUGGGCGGCCAAGCUGUAAUUUUUUGCUAAGGCCAGUGCGUAAUAUAAGCUCUUAACAACUAGCUAUAAUAGCUUACAAACUAACGCAAUGCUGAGAGCUGGUUGCGCAAGCCAAAUCGCUGUUCGCGCUUGGGCAAGCGCAGCAUGUUCUGCCCAAGGCCCGAAUGGAGCAGCAGCUGCAUGCUCUAGCGAGGCGUCCCCUGUCCAAUGGGCUUGCCGCUGGUUUACGCACGAUUCUGCGACGAACCAGGCGUCCUUCUCAGCCGAUAGCAGCCCCAGCAGCAGCGCUCGCGUCAGCCUCCAACCAGCAGGUCCAUCGCAUGCCGCACACUUCUCCACUGCUUCUGCGGCUUUAGCGACAGCUGGCGCCACGGCCGCAUCCGCAGGCCGGCAGCGACUGGAAGUGGUGACCGACAUCCCGGUUAAGGCGCGCGCCAAGCUUGCAGACGAGUUGAACCAAGGUCCCUCAGCCCGUGGGCGACGUGAACGGCGGCCGCAGGCUGCAGCAAGCGCCGACGGAGACGCCGCCGCCGCACUGGCUGCAGAGUCGGGGAAGGCCGGGGCCACGGUUUCGGAGCUGGACGAGGAGGAGGUCCGGAUCGUAUUCGACAAGCUUGUGGGCGGCCUGACAAAGUCAGGACGCAAGGGCACCGCACGACGGAUUGUGUUGGAUGCCAUGCGGAUUAUGCGACAGCAGCUGCGGAAGGGUAGCCUUGAGGAGGUCAAGUAACGGCAUGUGUAAUCGUACACGGCGAAUUUUGCAUGACGUCUUGGCUUAGGUCUACAGUGAGAGGCUACGCGCUGCAUGCGGUAAUUGGCAUGGGACGCCGCGUGCUGUGCUCGGGCCUCUUUCCUGUUGAAUCCAAUGGCUUAUGUUUAUGGCAUGGCCUAUGUGGCCCUUAGGGUUGUGCGUCGCGCUUGAGUCGUUCUGACUGCCCUGUGAUGAUGGCCGUCUUAAGCAUGGCAGGGGCAGCGAGAAUGCUGGUGCCGUAAGGUUAGUAAGGGCUUCCGGUGCCGCACACCCUCUCAUGCUUUGGGUGUGAAAGCCAUGGCGCUAGGGUCGGAAGCUUUCAUUGAUUUGCAUGGGUUGCCAAACCUCCUUCCUGGUAGCGGUGGCUGGGAGACGUCGGGAAGUGUCUCUUGGGCGUUAUGACGGUUACCGAGCAUGCAAACACCAGAUUCGGAUGCUUUUGCGGAUGUGUCACGUACUGUAGUGGCUAGGUUGGCGGGCGUUUGGGGCCGGCAGCUCGCUUGGGUAGAAUCAGGCUGGUCCGUAAGCCAUCAGGGCUGUGGUGUUCUAGAGCUUUGCGUCGAUUACGGUGGUAAAGGAGUCCAUUGGUGGUGGUGUUGGGGACAGUGAAUGGAGGAGUUGCAGCACAAGGAUAGAAACCGAUUACGACCAACCAACCAACUGCAACGGGGCUACAGAGCUUCUCCAGCUUAAGGCUGGGAUCUGUGCAACCCUCGCUGUUGUAGACCAGAGCACAAAGUAGCGUCAUACUAACUUGGCUUUCCACACGGUUUGUGGGCAUGUAACGAGUUAACGAUCCC